Messenger RNA from Artibeus jamaicensis (Jamaican fruit-eating bat), 1796 nucleotides. RefSeq names its product transmembrane protein 163 (gene TMEM163). Gene Ontology annotation, molecular function: zinc ion binding. The record is from RefSeq and is a predicted model, not a curated record. The transcript has 8 exons. Bases 193 to 1056 code for a protein of 287 amino acids. Gene Ontology annotation, cellular component: synaptic vesicle membrane. Lineage: Eukaryota; Metazoa; Chordata; Mammalia; Chiroptera; Phyllostomidae.
CGGCUACGCCGCUCCCAGCGCGCCCGCCGCCCCUGCAGCCGCCGCACCUCCACUCCGCCGCGCGCGCCCUCGCUUUCUCGUGGCGCUGUCCGUCCGUCCAUCCCUCCGCCGGCUCCGAGCCGCGGCGCCUCGCACUUCGGACUCCAGCCCCGCGACUCCUGUCGUCGCCGCUGGGAUCCGCCGCCCCGCGCCAUGGAGACGGCAACGGGCAAAGAGCGCCGCAGCUCCCCCGGCCCCGCCGUCCCGCCGCCGCCCCGGGGCCACGCGCCUUUGGCCGCUGCCCCCGGCCCGCUGGGAUCCCCGGCGCGGGAGCCCCCGCAGCCCGAGGAGGGGCAACAGAUGCGGAUCAGCCAGAGCGGCCAGUUCAGCGACGGGCUGGAGGAUCGAGGCUUACUAGAAAGCAGCACUCGUCUGAAACCUCACGAAGCCCAGAACUACAGGAGGAAGGCACUGUGGGUCUCCUGGUUCUCCAUUAUCGUGACCCUGGCCCUGGCUGUGGCUGCCUUUACUGUCUCCGUUAUGAGGUACAGCGCCUCUGCUUUUGGGUUUGCAUUUGAUGCCAUCCUCGAUGUCCUGUCUUCGGCGAUUGUCCUGUGGCGUUACAGCAACGCGGCCGCUGUGCACUCUGCCCAUAGGGAAUACAUAGCCUGUGUCAUCUUGGGAGUGAUAUUUCUUCUGUCAUCCAUCUGUAUAGUGGUCAAGGCCAUCCAUGACCUCUCAACUAAGCUGCUGCCAGAAGUGGACGAUUUCCUGUUCAGUGUCUCCAUUUUAAGUGGGAUCCUUUGCAGCAUCCUGGCCGUGUUGAAGUUUAUGCUGGGGAAGGUUCUGACCAGCAGAGCGCUCAUAACAGAUGGGUUUAACUCCCUUGUGGGAGGCGUGAUGGGCUUCUCUAUUCUUCUGAGUGCUGAGGUGUUCAAGCACAACUCAGCGGUCUGGUACCUGGAUGGCAGCACAGGUGUGCUGAUUGGCCUUACCAUAUUUGCCUACGGGGUCAAACUCCUCAUCGACAUGGUGCCCAGGGUCAGGCAGACGCGCCACUACGAGAUGUUUGAGUGAGGAGGGCCGGAGCCGCCGGUUCUGCAGUCACGUGAGGCCCUGCGGUCGCGUGAAGACCGGCAGGACGACGAGAGGUUUCCACCAAGGCCGAUGGUGCCGAUGUCUGUGUGAACGUCCAGUUUCUUCUUUGGAAAGUGUGUGUUCAUGGGAACGCGGCCGCCCCUCACUCCACCACCCCCGACACCCAGCAGGACCACGUGCACAGGAGGGGGACUGGUUUCCCAUUUCCGGUGGGAACUGACCUUUUCUAUUUUCAGGAGUAAAAGGGUUCUUGUGGGUGGGAUAAGAUCUCCACUCGGCAGACAGUUUUUCUGUGGUGCUCAAGGCCUGAAAUAGAUGGCAGCUGACCAGACCCGCCUCCUCUGGACGGGCUCCAGCCACCUCGGCGCUCUAGACCCUGUCACCUCCCGGCAGAGUUUAAGGGCAGACCGACUGCAUCCUUGUGUCCCUCAGCCCUUCACAUACCCAGAACCAUCCGUCUACAGCACUUCCUAAUUUCUAUCGAUAUAUUUCAUUAGUUUCAUACUGUUUUACUAAUCCUAAAUCUAAACAGAUUUGUUCAAAAGGAGACCAUUCUAUUUUUCAGGUACUUAGUGAUGUAUGUAUGAGCUUUGCAUGGAUGAACUAAGCACAUGACCCUUUCUUGUACAUUCAGAACCUGAAUAUACAUGUCAAAACAGGAUCCAUUUUUGACAGAUGUGAAACCACACUUUAUUUGUAAUAAAUAAUUAUAUAAUCGA